AAAAGCCGUUAAUACCUGGCUGCCUACCAUGUCAAAACCCCUUAUUUCCCUCGCACAAAAAUGCAAAACCUUAAACCAACUGAAGCAAAUCCAUGCCCAUCUCCUCAAAUCCCAAUUGCCCGAGAACCCGUUUGCCAUCGGACCGCUUCUCUCCGUCGCCGCAAUAUCCAACAACGCCUCUUUCUUCCCUUACGCCCGCUUCGUUUUCGAGCAUCUUCUUCACCGCAACAUCUUCAUGUACAACACCAUGAUCAGAGGGUAUGUUCAAACUCACUCAUCGAUUCCUGCUGUCUUAUGCUAUUUAGACAUGUUAAGAUAUGGGCUUACGGCAAAUAACUAUACUUUUCCUCCAUUAAUUAAAGCUUGUUCGAUUCUCGUGCCUGAUUCGAUGCAAAUCGGUCGUUUAGUUCAUGCCCAUGUUGUUAAGUUUGGGUUUCAAGACGACCCUUUUGUUGUUAGUGCACUGAUUGAGUAUUACUCGCUUAUUCUUGACAUGGAAACUGCACGGAUGGCGUUUGAUAAAACUUCUAAGAGGGAUGUGGUUUUAUGGACGACGAUGGUUGAUGGGUAUGGGAAGAUGGGGGAUGUUGAGAAUGCGAGAAAUUUGUUUGAACAAAUGCCUGAGAGAAACGUGAUUUCUUGGAGUGCAAUGAUGGCGGCUCACUCGAGGGUGAGUGACUUCAAAGAGGUGCUUUUUCUAUUUAGAAGGAUGCAGGAAGCUGGCACAAGACCAAAUGAGUCUAUAUUGGUGAGUGUUUUGACUGCUUGUGCUCAUCUAGGGGCACUUAUGCAAGGGUUAUGGGUUCACUCCUAUGUCAAGCGACACAGUCUUGAGUCAAAUCCAAUAUUGGCCACUGCUUUGACUGACAUGUACUCGAAAUGUGGUUGUGUGGGAACGGCAUUAUCGGUUUUUGAGGCUAUUUCUAAUAAGGAUGCCGCAGCAUGGAAUGCUAUCAUAUCUGGGGUUUCCAUGGGUGGAGAUGCAAUGACAUCUCUUGAGCUAUUUCGCAGAAUGACUAUAAAUGGGACUCAACCUACUGAUACCACAUUUGUGGCUGUCCUCAGUGCUUGCACGCAUGUAAGGUUAGUGAAAGAAGGCCUCAAAUUGUUUGAACAAAUGGGUUGUCUUUAUAGGGUUGAACCUCAACCUGAGCAUUAUGCAUGUGUUGUUGACUUGUUGGCUAGAGCAGGCAUGUUAGAGGAAGCUGAAAAGUUUAUUGAGGAGAAAAUGGGAGGGCUUGGACAAGGAGAUGCUAAUGCAUGGGGAGCUCUAUUAGGUGCUUGUAGAACUUAUAGAAAUGUUGAAAUUGGGAACAGAGUUUGGAAAAAGCUAGCUAACUUGAGAGUAGCUGAUUGUGGCACUCAUGUGCUGACAUAUAAUAUGUAUAGGGAAGCUGGAUGGGAAAUGGAGGCAAAGAGCGUACGAAGAAUUAUCUCAGAAGCCAGAAUGAACAAGAAACCCGGUUGUAGUGUAAUAGAAGUGGAUGGCAUGGUUGAAGAGUUCCUAGCUGGUGACUUUUCUCAUCCACAGGCAAGCGAAAUAUGUAAUAUUCUUGAUUCUUUAUUUAAUGUUGUAAAUUUGGAGGAUUGUUUUGAACUUAAAAGGGAUUUGGUGCAACUUGUGUGAAAAUUCUUAAUGAAAUUAUUUGAAAGCCA
Malania oleifera is the source of this 1656-nucleotide messenger RNA. Its product is annotated as pentatricopeptide repeat-containing protein At5g66520-like. Gene Ontology annotation, molecular function: protein binding; RNA binding. Gene Ontology annotation, biological process: RNA modification. The record is from RefSeq and is a predicted model, not a curated record. Bases 29 to 1627 code for a protein of 532 amino acids. Lineage: Eukaryota; Viridiplantae; Streptophyta; Magnoliopsida; Santalales; Ximeniaceae. The transcript has a single exon.